AUGCACACGAAGUAUCGCAUGUGGUAUCAUUUGGGGUGUGUACUGUAUACUAAAUACCAAAGUAGUCUAUACCUCCGUCAGAGUAUCAAGGUGUCUGGUAUCGACCACACCAUCCUGGACUCCUUCAUCGUCUACAUCCAGCGUUUGGCGAAAGCGUUCAACAUCGAGGUGUCUGGCCGGGUGCCCCUUCCCACGAAGAUAAAAAAGAUCGUUCUGCUGAAGUCUCCCCAUGUCAGCAAACAGCACAGACGUACCUUUGCGGGAAUCACACACCGACGGCUGAUACAGAUCUACAAUUGUUCGGAUGAGACCCUGGACUUCUUUAUGGACACUCUCACGGACAAGAUGCCUCCGGGUUGCAUGAUGUCUGCCACAG
Messenger RNA from Sphaeroforma arctica JP610, 376 nucleotides. RefSeq lists its product as hypothetical. NCBI's taxonomy places the organism in Eukaryota, Ichthyosporea, Ichthyophonida. Gene Ontology annotation, molecular function: structural constituent of ribosome. The transcript has 4 exons. Gene Ontology annotation, cellular component: mitochondrial small ribosomal subunit; mitochondrion; ribosome. The record is from RefSeq and is a predicted model, not a curated record. The annotation marks the transcript as partial. Gene Ontology annotation, biological process: translation.